AUGGGGGUUCGUUUCCUUAAGGCGAAUGGUGUUCUUGGUGUUCAAGAAUUUUUACAGUUGUUCCGUGUUCCUUCGUUUGACCACAAGAUUCCAGUGAGUGGAAUGGUGUUGAGCGAGUUUGAUGACAUUGUUAGUGUGUCCCAGUGUAGCAAAAGCUGCUUUAACCGACCAGGCUGUGUUUCCAUCUUCUUUAACAGUGCAACAAAACAAUGUAUAGCGGCUGGUGACGUUGCCGACCAUCACAUGGUGUCAGCACCAGGAUUUCAACAUUACACAACUCAAGGUCCAGAAGUCAAUAAAUGGCAGAAGUUUGGUCAAUCUCAUUACCUACUGAUAAAAGAAGGAGCAAACCUGUACCAAGCCCAGAAAAGAUGUAAAGAACUUGGAUCCAAACUUGUUGAGCUAGAGACUUUGGAGGAGAGCAGUUUUGUAACAGACAUCGCUAUCAGGGAAAACAUAGACAUAAUGAUUGGUGUGACAGAUGCAUUUCAAGAAAAUGAAUGGAUGUUCUUAUCUUCGCUUGAAGCCGUUCCUUUCACCCAAUUCAGCAGUGUAAAUCCUGACAAUUGGAAUAACCAAGAUUGUGUUUGUAUAUCAAGCUAUUUCAAUAAUCAGUGGGAUGACUUCGAUUGCUUGUAUGAAAUAUCACACGUUUGUGAAAGAUCCGUUGGGUGUUGA
Messenger RNA from Magallana angulata, 678 nucleotides. Its product is annotated as perlucin-like protein. The transcript is spliced from 5 exons. The coding region runs from base 1 to 678 and encodes 225 amino acids. NCBI's taxonomy places the organism in Eukaryota, Metazoa, Mollusca, Bivalvia, Ostreida, Ostreidae. The record is from RefSeq and is a predicted model, not a curated record.